Messenger RNA from Ananas comosus (pineapple), 1218 nucleotides. RefSeq names its product serine/arginine-rich splicing factor RS2Z32. Gene Ontology annotation, biological process: mRNA splicing, via spliceosome. The transcript is spliced from 7 exons. The record is from RefSeq and is a predicted model, not a curated record. Bases 114 to 1016 code for a protein of 300 amino acids. Gene Ontology annotation, cellular component: nuclear speck. Gene Ontology annotation, molecular function: zinc ion binding; mRNA binding. Lineage: Eukaryota; Viridiplantae; Streptophyta; Magnoliopsida; Poales; Bromeliaceae.
CGACCCGGCCUAUAUAGAGUUUGCGAACGCUUCCGCAUCUCCCCGACCCUGCGCGAGCUCUCUACAGUUUGAGGCGCUAGGGUUUCUACGCGCCCCUCGAUCUGCAGUGCAAAAUGCCCCGCCACGACGACCGAUAUGGCACGCGAUUGUAUGUCGGCCGACUCUCGUCUCGUACUCGAUCCAGGGACCUUGAAGACCUUUUCAGCAAAUAUGGAAGAGUACGAUAUGUGGAUAUGAAGCACGACUUUGCCUUCGUUGAAUUCAGUGAUUCUCGUGAUGCUGAUGAUGCAAGAUACAGCCUGCAUGGUCGUGAAUUUGAUGGAAGCCGUAUUAUUGUGGAAUUUGCUAGGGGGGGUCCACGUGGCCCAGGAGGUUCACGUGAAUAUCUGGGAAGAGGGCCGCCACCUGGAACCGGGCGUUGCUUUAAUUGUGGUAUUGAUGGCCACUGGGCUCGUGAUUGCAAAGCCGGGGACUGGAAAAACAAGUGCUAUCGCUGUGGAGAAAGAGGCCAUAUAGAAAGAAACUGCCAGAAUAGUCCAAAGAAUCUCUCGAGGCGUGAGAGGAGUGGGAGGAGUUACUCACGAUCGCCAUCUCCUCGCCGUGGUAGGAGCCGAAGUCGUAGCUACAGCAGAAGUCGUAGUUACAGUCGAUCCCGAUCUCCAAAGCGAGAUGGUCGUGGUGCAGAACGCGAUGAGAGGCGAUCAAGGAGCCGCAGUUACAGCCGGAGCCCAAAGAGGAGCCCUGCGCCAUCCAAGGGAAGGAAGCGCAGCCUCUCCCCUAACGGCAGCCGGAGCCCGCCACCUCAGGACCGGACUGACCGCAACGGAUCUGACUACAGCCAGAGCCCGAGGAGGAGGGAUGACAGCCGGAGCCCGGCUGGCCGGGAGAGCGCAAGCCCGGCUGCCGAAGGCCGGAGGUAUCGAAGCCCUGCGGCUAACGGGCGUAGCCCUAGCCCUAGGGAUGAGGAGGAUAAUGGCAACCACCGCACUUCGCCCAGAGGAAGUGAAUCCCCUUGAUGAGAAGCCCUGAUAGUGAGAUCUAAAAACGAUGUUUGACUAUGUAUGCACUAUGCUUUUUUCUUUUCCGUCUUAAUGCUUUGUGUUUCUUUAAUCAGAUCUUCGCACUUAGCUGUUUUCUCGUUUUAGUUUGAAUGGGAGAUAUGGAUUGGUGCUGGCAUUUUUAGUUGCUUCCUUAAUACUCUAAUUGUUUGAGCUGCAA